UUUCUAUUUAUGUUAGUGUAGGAUUUACAUAUUAUGAGAGAACAGAGAGGAGGGAUGAGAUAGUUUUAGGCUGAGGUGCCGUCAAUUGUUUCACAGUCAUUUUCAAGUCUAAAAAGCCGAAGCACCUUACAUUGUCCUUGUAACUCCUCCUCUCUGUCUCUCUCUUGGUCUCUUUUAACUCUUUCUCCUUGGAGUGUAAUCAGCUAUUGAGGCAGGGUUGGGAAGAGGGGUUCUCUCAAAUGGAUGUAAUGUGCAAAAUCAGAUCGGUCUUAACAUUAAUAGGAGGAGUUCUGAAUAAGGCUGUGAGCUUCAUUGUCUUCUGUAUUCUUGACCUUGUUGAUUUCAUUCUAUGCUUUGUUUACAAAGUGAUUGACUUCUGCAUUGAAGCUGAAUGGAAGCCUUGUUACUGCUCCUCUGCUAAAGAAGCCAUCACUGGCAGCGGCAAGAUCUUAGUCUCGGAACAGGGCGAAUCCAAGAUUGUUUGCCUCACUCCAAGCAAGUUACAGCUGGAGGACAUUUCAGAUACCCUCUAUUCACGUCCUUCUCUUGUGACCGAGGUCUCAAAGCUGACCGUCAAUGAGCUGAAGAAGCUCAAAUUGGAUGGCACCAUCAUACAAUCUUGCGAGAAGAUCAAGAAAGGAACAGUGCGAUCAACGUUCACCAUUAACUCUACCAUUGUGGAAAUGCUUCAGGGCAAGAUGGUUGGGCAGCAAUUGCAUCCCAUUCCUAGAUGGUCUGAUUGCGAUUGUAAACUCUGUAAUUCUUGGACCUCUUCUAGCAAAGACACCCUUUUUGUCAAAGCUCAGGGACCAAAAGAUAAAGCACGAGAAGAUGUGUUAUUCAUUCAUGGCUUCAUUUCAUCAUCAGCAUUUUGGACUGAAACUUUAUUCCCCAACUUUUCAAGCACGGCUAAAUCAACUUAUCGGUUGUUGGCAGUUGAUCUACUGGGUUUUGGAAGAAGUCCUAAGCCCACAGACUCCCUUUACACCUUAAGAGAGCAUGUGGACAUGAUUGAAAAGUCCGUGCUUGAAGCAUACAAAGUUAAAUCUUUCCACAUUGUGGCUCAUUCCUUAGGCUGCAUCUUAGCCCUUGCUAUAGCUGUAAAACACCCUGGAUCUGUCAAGUCCCUCACCUUACUUGCACCGCCAUAUUAUCCAGUGCCGAAGGGUGAACCACCAACACAAUAUGUUAUGCGAAAAGUAGCACCCCGACGAGUGUGGCCGGUGAUGGCUUUUUGUGCAUCCAUUGGUUGCUGGUACGAGCACAUCACCCGGACGGUUUGCCUGGUCAUAUGCAAGAACCACCGGCUGUGGGAAUUUCUCACCAAACUUAUCACCAGAAACAGGAUCAGGACUUUUUUGCUUGAAGGUUUCUUCUGCCACACCCAUAACGCAGCCUGGCAUACUCUUCACAACAUUAUUUGUGGCACCGCCAGCAAGCUCGACCGCUAUCUGGACGCCGUCCGCGACCGGGUAAAAUGCGACGUUACCAUAUUCCACGGCAAAGACGACGAAGUAAUCCCGCUGGAAUGUAGCUACGAUGUUCAAAGAAGAAUCCCUCGUGCUCGAGUUAAGGCUGUCGAAAACAAAGAUCACAUUACAAUCGUUGUGGGUAGACAAGAGGCGUUUGCCAGGGAGCUUGAGGAGAUUUGGAAGCGAUCAAGCAGUGAUUAAGUCCUUUAAUUACACUCUUCUUUUCUGGGCCAAAUUAUAAUUAAUAGCAGAAAAAUAACAGUGUGAAAUCUGCAUGUCGAAUUGUGAAGUGGGUAAAUAUGACAUUAGAUUCCGAUUGCGAGGUUUUCUGUUUAAUUCCUCAAAAGAUCUGUCAAAGUCAAUAUUUUAGGCCAUGUGAGAUCGUUUACCUCUUAUUCGAUCGGGUUGUGAAAUGCGUAAUUAAUUGUAAUCAUAUGAAUUUUUAUAAGAAACACAAGUGUCAUAGUAAACAUCUGCCAAUUAAAUACGUCCUUUUCUUUA
Messenger RNA from Theobroma cacao (cacao), 1973 nucleotides. RefSeq names its product putative lysophospholipase BODYGUARD 3. The record is from RefSeq and is a predicted model, not a curated record. NCBI's taxonomy places the organism in Eukaryota, Viridiplantae, Streptophyta, Magnoliopsida, Malvales, Malvaceae.